Molecule: messenger RNA, 1977 nt
Organism: Oncorhynchus gorbuscha (pink salmon)
Lineage: Eukaryota; Metazoa; Chordata; Actinopteri; Salmoniformes; Salmonidae
Product: ELKS/Rab6-interacting/CAST family member 1-like
Exons: 4
Biological process (GO): maintenance of presynaptic active zone structure; neuromuscular synaptic transmission; regulation of synaptic plasticity
Cellular component (GO): cytoskeleton of presynaptic active zone
Molecular function (GO): structural constituent of presynaptic active zone
Source: RefSeq, a predicted model, not a curated record
ACAGGAGGCGCUGUUAGCAGCCAUCAGUGAGAAGGAUGCCAACAUCGCCCUGCUGGAGCUGUCCUCGUCCAAGAAGAAGAAGACGCAGGACGAGGUGGCCAUGCUGAAGAGAGAGAAGGACAGCCUGGUACAACAGCUCAAACAACAGACCCAGAACCGUAUGAAGCUGAUGGCCGACAACUACGAGGCUGAGCAUCUGAAGGCCUCCUCACGUUCUGAGCAGACCAAUCACAAACCCUCCCCAGACCAGAUCAUCCCUCCUCUCCUGGACCUGAACCAGAACCGCAGUAAGCUGAAGAUGUAUAUUGGUCACCUGAGAGACCUGUGUCAGGAGAGAGACCCCCAGAUCCUGCAGGACCUGACACCUCCCUCCUCCUACCACAACUCUCAACACACCGCCUGGGAGACACAGCUUCACAACAUGACCCCAGAGCAGUUGGAGUCGGAGCUGGCGUUGUGUGAGAGGGAGAGUGCAGAGCUCCAGGAGCAUGCUAACUGUGUCCUGCAGCAGAUCGCUGACCACUGCCCCGACAUCCUGGAGCAGGUGGUCAACGCCCUGGAAGAGUCCUGCUGACCUGUCAAUGUCCCCGCCAGCCACACUCUCACAACGCGUCGAGAGAGAGAGAGAGAUGCCUUUAUAUUCGCGGUCCUUCAUUUCCUGCCUUACCAGUUCUCCCAAUAUCUCUUUGGGGAUUUGUUACUGAUUUAUUAACAAUGAUUUGUCAGAUUGGUGCAACAAUCCUCUAAAUCUAAAAAUGUUUGUGGUGAGAAGGCCUUCUUGAACCGUUCAUGACGUUGAACCCUGUCUUUUUCUGAGACCUGACCACAAAACCUGUCCGUUACUAAGGUGUGGUCAACCAUGUUAUAUUAGUGUUACUCACAUACAGUUACUGCUUAGUUACUACACAGUUCCUGCUUAGUUACUGCUUAGUUACUACACAGUUACUGCUUAUUUACUGCUUAGUUACUACACAGUUACUGCUUAGUUACCACACAGUUACUGCUUAGUUACCAUACAGUUACUGCUUAGCUACUACACAGUUACUGCUUAGUUACUACACAGUUACUGCUUAUUUAAUGCUUAGUUACUACACAGUUACUGCUUAGUUACUACACAGUUACUGCUUAGUUACUACACAGUUACUGCUUAGUUACUACACAGUUACUGCUUAGUUACUACACAGUUACUGCUUAGUUACCAUACAGUUACUGCUUAUUUACUACACAGUUACUGCUUAGUUACUACACAGUUACUGCUUAGUUACUGCUUAGUUAAUACACAGUUACUGCUUAGUUACCACACAGUUACUGCUUAUUUACUGCUUAGUUACUACACAGUUACUGCUUAGUUACCACACAUUUACUGCUUAGUUACCAUACCGUUACUGCUUAGUUACUACACAGUUACUGCUUAGUUACCAUACCGUUACUGCUUAGUUACUACACAGUUACUGCUUAGUUACUACACAGUUACUGCUUAGUUACUACACAGUUACUGCUUAGUUACUACACAGUUACUGCUUAGUUACUACACAGUUACUGCUUAGUUACCAUACAGUUACUGCUUAGUUACUACACAGUUACUGCUUAGUUACUACACAGUUACUGCUUAGUUACUACACAGUUACUGCUUAGUUACCACACAGUUACUGCUUAGUUACUACACAGUUACUGCUUAGUUACUACACAGUUACUGCUUAGUUAGUUACUGUCCUAAUUGUGACUGUCCUAAUGGGAUGGGGAUAUCAUUAUGGCCAAUAUGAAGAGAAGCUAGAGACUCUGAAUCAUGGUCAUGUACCCACUACUUAGACCAUUCUAGAAUCCCUCCUACAGCUUUCUGUCCUGUCGUCCUGCAUUCCACAUGGAACCCUAUUCCCUUUAUAGAAACCUAUUCCCUUUAUAGAACCCUAUUCCCUUUAUAGAACCCUAUUCCCUUUAUAGAACCCUAUUCCCUUUAUGGAACCCUAUUCCCUUUAU